ACUCGAACAACAACUAUGGCGUAAAAUGAACAAAAUAUGUGGCAUUUGUGGCGAUAAAGCCAAUGCAAGGCACUUUGGUGCGAUUAGUUGCGAUUGUUGUAAAGCAUUUUUCAGGACAUUUGCGCCCAAAAAUCAGGAGUUAAUCCGGAGUAAAGAGGAAAAUGAAAGACUAAAACAAGUUGUUAUAAACAAUAGACUAAAACAACUGCAAUGCAAUGAAUCCGUGGUUUCUUUGGCCCUAACAGUGGGCCGCACUCACACUAAGGCGCACCCUUUCCCCCUCUUUCCGCUUCCGCAU
This is a messenger RNA of Medioppia subpectinata, 298 nucleotides long. Lineage: Eukaryota; Metazoa; Arthropoda; Arachnida; Sarcoptiformes; Oppiidae. The record is from the annotation of a GenBank genome assembly.